Molecule: messenger RNA, 9801 nt
Organism: Ruditapes philippinarum (Manila clam)
Lineage: Eukaryota; Metazoa; Mollusca; Bivalvia; Venerida; Veneridae
Product: E3 ubiquitin-protein ligase TRIP12-like
Exons: 38
Biological process (GO): regulation of double-strand break repair; proteasome-mediated ubiquitin-dependent protein catabolic process; protein polyubiquitination
Cellular component (GO): nuclear speck
Molecular function (GO): ubiquitin protein ligase activity; zinc ion binding
Source: RefSeq, a predicted model, not a curated record
AAGCAAUAGCGGUUCUAGUUUAGCAUCUGUGUCAAGUGAAGGCUUGCUGACUGCGAAUUGUGAAAAGUGCCGCAAGGGUAAAAAAGCUAAAAAAGGGAAAGAGUCGGAAGUGAAAGUUAAGUCAACAAGAACUUGGUCUGUUAGUGUAGCAGAUUUCUCUAAGGCAGAGUGUUCAGCUCAUUGCUUGUCAGCAGGAAAAUUAUCAGCCUCAACAUCUUUAAGUGAUCCGUUAACAGGUAAACUUGAGGAACGCGGUAGAGAUUUAUUAAGGUCAAUAAAGGAGAGUCUCAGACCAAGUACACAAGCACAGUCCCGUGCUGAAGUCGGAACAUAUCGCGUUGCUACGGGCGAGUUUCAACUUCAAAACUUCCUCCCCCCACCGCCGGAGCUGAAUAGCUUACGGCGGCAUACACGUGCUAAGAAGACGGGCUCCUGUGCUAGUAGUAGUGGGCGGCAGUCUUCUUCACUGUCUAAGCGUCAACAGCAAGGGCGAAGCAAUCCACCAACGGCUCAAGGCUCUGGGUCAUCUGUGGCAGCUAGUUGUAGUACCAGUGGAGGAGGUGUAGCCAAACCACUAUCAGCACUUAUGUCGGACAGUGAGAACUCCGUGUCUGGAGGGGGAGGGCCGUCAAAGACCCCUCAAGAUGAUAACACUCAGUCAUCUGGGCUUACUCCUAGUAGUGGAGGUGCGACAGCUAUGACAUCGGAGAGUGAAUCGGAAGAGGCAGAUAUGGGCAGACUACAAGCUUUAUUGGAAGCAAGAGGGCUGCCCUCACAGUUGUUUGGAGCUCUGGGUCCCAGGAUGCAUCAAUUGUUACAUAGAACAAUGGGUAGCAAUAGUUCUAUGAACAAAGCCCAACAAUUGUUACAGGGUUUACAGGCCACAGGGAAUGAAGAUCAACAGCUUUCUGCUGUCAUAGAAAUGUGUCAGAUGUUGGUAAUGGGGAAUGAGGACACAUUAGCUGGAUUCCCAGUGAAGCAGGUUGUUCCAGCGCUAAUUACCCUGUUACAGAUGGAACAUAAUUUUGAUAUGAUGAACCAUGCUUGUAGAGCCCUCACGUACAUGAUGGAAGCCCUACCUAGAUCCUCAGCUGUUGUUGUUGAUGCUGUUCCAGUUUUCUUAGAAAAGUUGCAAGUGAUACAGUGUAUGGACGUGGCAGAGCAAGCAUUGACAGGUCUAGAAUCUUUGUCUAAGAAGCAUAGCAAGGCUAUUUUACAAGCUGGUGGAAUUGCAGCUUGCCUGAUGUUUCUAGAUUUCUUCAGUAUAAAUGCCCAGCGUUGUGCCCUAGCUAUCACAGCAAACUGUGUCCUUAACAUGACUAGUGAUGAGUUUCAUUAUAUCCGUGAUUCUGUACCAUUGUUGAGUGCCAGGCUUACACACCAGGACAAGAGAUCAGUGGAAAGUGUAUGUCUGUGUUUUGCUCGCCUGGUGGACAAUUUCCAGAAUGAUAGAAGGAUUUUAAAGGAGAUCGCAGUACAGGGUCUACUUACUAAUAUUCAGCAAUUGCUUGUAGUGAGUCCCCCAGUGAUCAGUACUGGAACAUUUGUUAUGGUUAUCAGAAUGCUGGCUAUCAUGUGUGGUAACUGCCCAGACCUUGCUGUAGUCUUACUGAGACAAAAGGUAGCUGACACAUUAUGUUAUCUACUGGUGGGAACAUCAGAAGAGGCUACCAAGAGUAUAGAGCUUGUAUCUAGAACACCACAAGAACUUUACGAGAUUGUCUGCUUGAUAGGGGAGCUGUUACCAGUGUUGCCAUCAGAUGGUAUAUUUCAGAUAGAUAAUUUAAUGAGGAAAGGAUCACUGACACAUGUUGAUGCUGUCAUAUGGCAGUGGAAAGAUGACAGAAAUAUGUGGCAUUCUUAUUCUCCAAUAGACAGUAAAAUUAUUGAGGCUGCCCACCAAUCAGGUGAAGAUGAAGUCAGUUUGUCUACAAUGGGCCGAGCCUAUACAAUAGACUUCAGCACAAUGCAACAGAUCAACGAAGACACGGGCACUGCCAGAAAUGUACAAAGGAAACCAAAUCCAUUUGCAUCUACAAAUGCUCAGUCUAACUCUGGAUCUAGUUCUGAAACAGAUUUGGAGCGUUGUGACUCUAGGGCGGAAGUAUUGAAGGAGGAUGCUGGCCUUGCCUCGUCCUUUAUCAAAACAUUGUUUGCUGUCUUGUACGAGGUGUAUAGCUCAUCUGCUGGGCCUACAGUACGACAUAAAUGUUUGCAGACAUUAUUACGAAUGAUAUACUACAGCAGUGCUGAUCUCCUUAAAGAUGUUCUCAAAUCUCAACCAGUCUCUAGUCAUAUUGCUGCCAUGAUGGCAUCCCAAGAUUUGAAAGUUGUGGUAGGUGGGAUACAGAUGGCUGAAACACUGAUGCAGAAACUGCCAGAUAUAUUUAAUGUUUUCUUUAGACGAGAAGGUGUAAUGCAUCAGAUGAAGAAGUUGAGUGAGAUAGACCCGCAAGCUGUGACCCCUGUAAAGCCACCACAACCCCAGCAGUCACCUCUAGGCUCUGGUUCCCUGGUGAGCAUCAGUAGUAGUGGUACCAGCUGCAGUUCUGGUUCCACAGACGUUGAUAAGAAAGAUAUGGACAUGUGUUUAAGUAUGGCCGAGGCGUCCUCUAAUACUUCGACUGAUGAUCAUGAAACGGGUGCUACACAAAUGAGACUCAGUGAUGUUUUAAAGAGAAAGAAACCUCCAAAAAGACCUGCAAGAAAAAGUAACAAGAACGAUGAAAGUCCAGAAGUAGACAAAAAAGCAUUAGGUGUUGGCAGAUCCAGUCGUAGUAAAGGUUCCUCCAAAGAGAAGAGUGGAAGUAGUUCAUCGUCGAAAAUGUCUUUCUUGCCGAGCUUGAACCCACGGAGCUGGGGCAAACUUAGUAGUUCAUCAUCAUCCUCAUCUUCUGAUAGACCUCUUUUAUCCAAGUAUUCUAGUCUGAAACCUGUUCAACCUGCAUUACCAAACAACAAAGACAAGAUUAAAACUUGGAUAAAAGAACAAGCAACACGGUUCCUGGAGCAGUAUUUCUCUGAAGAGAUUCAUCCAGGAAGUCAUCCUGCACUGACAACAUUGAACAAAUUAUGUACAGCUACAGAGAAUCUCAGUCUAGAGGAUGAUGUAGGCAUGGAAGCAUUACAGGACAUAUCUGUGAUAAUGAAAGAGAGCGAUGUCUCUCCAUUUGAGGUGAUACACAGUGGGCUGGUGAAGAAGUUGUUGACAUAUUUAACGUCUAUGGACGGGUCAGUGCCACGAGACGUGAGAAUAAGACGGUUUCUCCAUGUCUUCCUUAACUGCCCUUCGCCAGACAUUAUUCACCUUAAGGAGAUGAACAUGCCCGACAGUGAGGUACCUUGUACAAUGUUACCACUUGUACAAAAGUUAAUGGCAUGUUUACAUCAGCUAGAACAGUUCCAGGUCAAAGUUCAUGACCUCCCUGGUGGAAAUACAUCGACGGGGAGAGGCUCCAAUGCUCUCAAGUUCUUCAACACACAUCAGCUAAAGUGCUUGCUGCAAAAGCAUCCAUCUUGCAAUACAUUGAAGCAGUGGAAAGGUGGUCCAGUGAAGAUAGAUCCUCUAGCCCUGGUUCAAGCAAUAGAGAGAUACCUUAUCAUGAGAGGUUAUGGCAGACAAAAGGAUGCUGAUGAUGAUAAUAGUGAUGAUGACAACUCGGAUGAAGACUUAGAUGAUACCAUGGCUGCUGUAUUUAUAAGUCAAGGUCAAGCACGACACAGACUAGAGUUCCUGAUAGGAGAUCGAGUAUUACCAUAUAAUAUGACAGUAUAUCAGGCUAUAAAACAGUACAGUAACUGUACAGAUAGGGAGGGUAGUGAGACAGACACUGACACCGAGAACCCCGUAGGUCAUGCUAGUAUCUGGGUACAGACACAUACAAUCUGGUAUCGUCCUGCCCCAGAGGGUGAUGACAAUGUAGUGACAAGCCCGAAGAAAACAAAAUCAGAAGCGAAAGCAGCUAAAUCAAGUCAUAAACGAAAAUCAGAAGAUUUAUGGACUGAUGGUAAUUGUCCAGUGAUAGUGCCAGCAUUAAAUGUGUAUUUGACGGAGAAAUUGCCAGCAUUUGUUACGGUGCAAGAUGCUUCACUUGAGGUUAUUGCCUUACUCCGAAUACUACAUGCAUUUAACAGAUACUGGUCUACAGUGUAUGAGGUGCCAUCCUAUUAUGCCAAGCCAAUUUUAUCAAAGUCAGAGUUUAUCAGCUCUAAAUUGAUGGCAAAGGCAAAUAGGCAGCUUCAAGAUCCCCUUGUGAUAAUGACAGGAAAUUUACCAACAUGGUUGGCAGAAAUAGCAGCUGCUGCACCAUUCCUGUUCCCAUUUGAUACUCGCCAGUUGCUGUUCUAUGCAACAACAUUUGACAGAGAUAGAGCGUUGUUAAGACUACAGGAUAACUCUGUUGAUACCACUGCCAAUGAUUCUAGUGACAGAGUUGCUCCUAGAUUAGAUAAACGAAAGCGUAUGGUUAAUAGAACAGAUUUGCUCAAACAAGCGGAGAAGGUAAUGGAAGAUCUAGCUAGUUCCCGGGCAAUGCUCGAAAUACAAUAUGAAAAUGAGGUUGGUACUGGGUUAGGACCAACACUAGAGUUCUAUGCGUUGGUGUCUAGAGACCUACAGAGAGCUGAUCUAGAGUUGUGGAGAGGUGACGUGAUUGUGGAGAAAGACUCGUCAGGUAAUGAGACUGGUAACCAGUACAUUCAUUCUAAUUGUGGCUUGUUCCCGGUUCCCUUGGCAAGAAACACAAAAGCAACUGUGGUAAAUAAGAUGAAGGCAAAGACAAAGUUUUUAGGGAAGUUAAUGGCAAAGUCUCUCAUGGACUCCAGAAUGCUGGACAUUCCAUUUAGCCGAGUUUUCUUCAAAUGGUUGCUGGGACAGGAGCAUAGUUUGACAUCUAGUGAUUUACAGUAUAUAGAUCAGGUUGUUUCUAAGUCUUUCAAUCAGCUUGAAGAUAUUCUACGACAAAAGCAGAGAAUUAUGGCUGAUAAAUCUCAUACAGAAGAGAGUCGAAGACUGGCUCUAGACAAUCUAACAAUGGAUGGAUGCAGUAUAGAAGAUCUCGAAUUAGAUUUUACCUUACCCGGAUAUCCUAAUAUAGAACUGAAAAAGGGAGGCAAGGAUAAACGUGUUACAUUAGAAAAUCUGGAGGAAUACUUGCAGUUGGUGACACAUUGGAGUCUAGUGGAAGGUGUAUCACGACAGUUUGAUUCAUUAAGGGAAGGCUUCGAGUCAGUAUUCCCUCUUAGUUCUCUACAAAGUUUCUAUCCAGAAGAGUUGGAGUUACUAUUUUGUGGUCACAAUGAGGAAUUGUGGGACACGAAAGUUUUAAUGGAAUGUUGUCGGCCAGAUCAUGGAUAUAAUCACGACAGUCGUGCUGUAAAAUACCUGUACGAGAUACUCAGUUCAUAUACACCUGAUGAACAAAGAAUGUUCCUACAGUUUGUGACAGGCUCGCCAAAACUGCCUGUUGGAGGUUUCCGUAGUCUUAGUCCGCCUUUGACCAUUGUUCGCAAAAGUUUUGAAACAACAGAAAAUCCAGACAGUUUUCUCCCGUCAGUAAUGACAUGUGUAAAUUAUCUUAAACUGCCAGACUAUUCCACAGUGGAGAUCAUGCGUGACAAACUACAUCUUGCUGCUAGUGAAGGACAGCUGUCAUUCCAUCUAUCAUGAUUCAUCAUUCUGUCAAAUUAUAAUAUAAUAAUGAUGUAUUCUUACCAUGUAAAAAAAAAGAAUUGGAACAGAAAUUUAGAUUGUUUUUAAAAUAAUAGAAUAAGCUCCAUUUCUUCACAUGCAAAGGCAAAUAAUUGCAGUAUAUGAUCUUGACGUAGAAAAUGAUUUGAUCUUUUCUUGCUGCGGGAUAGGUUUGAAAAUUAGAAUUUAAUUCAGUUUGAAAUUGAAAGGAAAAGUCCUUAGGAUUCUUUUACGUUACGUAAUUUUGAAUGAAUUCAAAAUGUAAUUGGAUUGUUCUUCCCACUGGUAAUAUUUGUUCACAAACCGGUCUGUUACAAAACUUUGAACUUAAAACAUAUUGAUGAAGCAUUGGAACAUUUUAUUUCCUCUAUGCUGUAGAUAGUCAUCCUAGAAACUUUGUAGAUACUUGUUGAGAAGUUGUCAUGGAUAUACACUCAAUAUAAAGCACCUGGAUGUAAAGUAACACAGUUUGAUUAUUAUAAAAGCAAUUUUUUAGGACUAAUGUUUAUUAAACUAGUUGCGCCUUGUUACCAAUGUUCACCAUUUGUAAGCCAAUCAACUUGUCACGGGGGUGUGUCUCAGUUUGAAGGGAUGUGUUUUGUAUCAAGGGGCGUGUCCUGCAUCUUGCUGAGAAGAUUUUUUUAUUUAUUUCCAAUUAAAAUCAUGCCAGCGUAUUACGACACAAUCUCAAAUAUUUGCCAAGUGAUAUCAUCACUUUCACUUUCAUCAAUAACUGUGUAAACCUGCCUCACACUUGCUUUGCCCUUAAUUUCCAGCAAACACUAUACUGUAGCUGUACAAUUUUUAUUCGAAUAUUGAAACAUUUAUUCAGAAUUUUCUAGUGUUAUUUCUAUUUAGCAUUUGUUUAUCUGUGAAUGUAUCAAAAUUAAGUCCAAAUUCAACAUUUCCUGAGAAGUUUUCAGUUUAGAUUUUUUUGUUAAAGAUUCAGUACAGUCAGACCUUAAGGCUUAUGUGGUAUACACAGAUUAAGACCGGCUUGGUAUAGUGAGAUCUUAACUCAGACUUGUAAUGAUUAAGUGGUAUGUUCAGACAAAACUAAAAAGUCAAAAAUAGUAAUUACCUUGGUAGCUACAUCAAAAAUCAUGUAUAAUUUGUUUGUUUGGUAUGUUCAGGUUGAGGUUUGCUUUACAUUAAGAUUUGCUGCUUAUUAUAUUCUGAUAAAGCCAUGCUGUUGAGUAGCCUCCUAGUAGUUUAAGGGUGCUUGAAAAUGACUUAAUAUGUUUUUGUUAGAAAGUUAAUUUUGAACGCAUCCCGAUAUGGUGGGUAUGAAAGACCAUUUUGUGAGUAGGAAAUGCUUUCUUAGAUGAUUAAAUAGUGGAAGAAAAUAUAAUUGUUUUAUAAAUCUGUUUGGAAAAAGGUUGAAUAUAUAUUGUUGUUAAAUUGAAAACCUAUUUCAUUGUGUGAAUGGGAAUAAAUGGUUCUAUGUAGGUGUUAGAAGUUGUCCACAUCAUAUACAUGUAUAACGAAUUUUGUCCCUGGGUAUACAAUUUGAUGUAAAUAUUCUUGUUGUUAUUUUUCUUUUUUUUAAAGUGAUUAAUGUAUUUUUGUUAAUUUACAACAUAAUAAUCUUGUAUUGAGUUAAAUUUUCUUUUUUUAUUGUGCUUUUUUUCGUUAGAUGUUGUUUUCUAUUUUUUGUUCUCACAUGUUAAUUUAGGUCGGUUUAAUAUGUUUUAUUUAACAAAGGUAUUUAAUUGUAUAGAGGGGUGAUGUAGUUAUUUUAGGAGAAUGUUAAGUAACGAGCAAUAAGUCCUAGUAAGAAAUGUGCUUAACUGUGUAAAUGCAGUCGGAUCUCCGUUAUGAUAAAUAUACAGGUGCUGUCACGAAUUAAACUCUGAAAUAUAAGUAAGAAACAUGUCCUGUUCAUUAUUGAAAAAUGAUAACAGUUUGAUUUUAUCAAGUAAAACAUUAAGUUACAUAUUCGGAUUGCAUUUUGGUUGUUACAGGUAAAAUAAAUCUUGGUUGUAUUACCCUGAUACCUUAAAGGCCCAUCAUGCCUUGGAAAUGCUUUCAAUUUUAUUUUUCAUAAGGUGUUUGUUUAUUUUCAGUGCCCUGGAAUAUUUCCAAAAAAAAAAUAGUUACUCAUUAGCAAGUAGAAAACCUGCGAUUGGUUUUUGAGAGAAUUUAUUUUCUUCUAUGUAUUAAUACAAGAGUGUAAUUUUAACAAUAUUUCAAUGUUUUCCAAAGGCUAUGCUAUGUAAGUGCUGUAAAUUAUAUAGAUUAAUUCUCAUGGAAAUGUAUUUGGUCAUCACUGUUAAAUAAAUUUAAAACUUUGAUGUAUUGAUUUUCUAGUCGAAACAAUUCUACAACAGGGCUGUGUUGAUGUUUUCUGUGAUUGGUGACUUAUCUGUGCCAGGCCAGCCUGCACAUACUGUACAGACUGUUCACUAAAUACUUCAUAUCAAAUAGUUAUACAAAAAUCCAUUAAUCCUAAUGAUGGACAUUUCCAGAUUCAAAACAGGCAAAUCUGUUAUAAGGCUAUCUUUGGGUAACUUUAGGUAUAGAAGUAAUUUAAUAUGUAUAUGUUACUCUGACAAUAAUGUUAAUGAUUAAAUGAAAGAAAAAAGUUUGUUUUAAGUAGCACUCUUAUAAUUUCAUAUAGAGACAUAAGUUAUCCAGUAUAUUCAUUGAUUGAAUGUAACAGAAUUGUUUCUUAUCAUAAUAGUAUAAACAGUUUCUGAGAAAGAAAAAGAACGCAUUUUUGACAACCUUUUCUUGUUCUCCUUUUUGUUUUUUUAUAUUACCAAAUAUUUGUGUUCAAUAUCUUCAAUUGAUCAUUUUUAUGUUCAGUUCAUUUGAUUUAUAAAAUGUUUCAUUCAUUCAUUGUCAUAAUUUCCUCUUAUUUUUCAUUUGAAAGUUUCUUGUAAAAAGAUCAAUAUGAAGUUUGUAUCAUGUAAUUACUUUGAGAUACUCUUCUUAGAUUUUAAAAGAAACUGUGAAGGUUCAAUUCAUAACCAACUAAGUUUGUACUUUGAUUUGUGUUGUUUUUUUUUUUCCUAAAGGCAAGAAUGUAGAUUAGUCAGAAGUUUACCCCAUUGUCAGUAUCAAAACAUUGUGGUAAAAUACCAGUGUCGCAAGUCAUUGUGGUAAAAUAUGGUAGAAUACAGUUCCACUAGUUUUUGUGGUAAAAUACGGUGUCACAAUCAUUGUGGUAAAAUGCAGAAUCACAAGUCAUUCUGGUAAAAUAUAGGGCAAAGAAAUAUGUACUAUUGAUGUCACAAAUCUGAAAACUUAAUAAGGAACAUAACAAUUCUGAUAUAUCUUGAAGCAAUAGUAGAGUUCAAUUCUGGCCUAGAGGCUAUAGGAGUUUCUUUUUAGCUCUGAAUUAUGGCUAGGAAACAUAAUGAUGAUUUAUUUGAAUGCUACUAUAGGUGACCUUGCUAUAUUAGAAUUGUAAUGUUUCACCUUUUAACAUUGAAACCUAGAAAGCAUUGUCAAUUUGUCACCUUAGUGCAGUAACAGGUUUACUCCUAUUUACUUAUAUAUAGAGUUAACUGGUUAUGCACUAAGGUGACAAAUUAUUCCCACAUAUCAUUAUUUCAGAUGUCAAAAUAUGUUAAGUUUAUAAACUGCAUUUAAUAAUUCACAGUUCAGUACAAAUGAAAAUAAAUCGUUUUUAAAGCUACUAGGUUGAAAAAUAAAAUGGGGUAUGGGUGUAAAGUUUAUAUAGAUUUGUUACAGGUUAUCUUGUGUAUGUCUUAAAAUAUGUUACAUGGUGUAGUAGUUUAUGGGUGUUUAUGUAAGUAUAGGAAGAGAUUCAUGUACAAUAUAAUUUCAUCACCUUAGUGCAGUAACGGAAUUAGUUCUUCUAAAUGUUAAUAGGAGUUACAAUCAGUUACUGCACCAACGUGACAAGUGUGUUGUAUUUAUGGAGACUGACCACUAUCACAAAUUUCAUGAAAGAAUCAUUUAUAUUCUCUACUUUAGACUAAAGAAGUUUGCUUGUUUUUCUCUCUCUCACAUCAUUGUAUAUUGAUAUUGAUUCAUCAAUACAUUUCAACUAAUUGUCUGACUGUUUUAAUAUACUGUGUUUGAUAUUCAACAAAAAAAAAUGUUAAUAGAGAGAUAUAAUUAAAGUGAAGAAUUGUGAAAAA